This is a messenger RNA of Diachasmimorpha longicaudata, 1587 nucleotides long. It is a transcript of the gene Cdc10, whose product is annotated as cyclin-dependent kinase 10. The coding region runs from base 162 to 1382 and encodes 406 amino acids. The record is from RefSeq and is a predicted model, not a curated record. Gene Ontology annotation, cellular component: nucleus. Gene Ontology annotation, molecular function: ATP binding; cyclin-dependent protein serine/threonine kinase activity. Gene Ontology annotation, biological process: protein phosphorylation; regulation of mitotic cell cycle. The transcript is spliced from 5 exons. Lineage: Eukaryota; Metazoa; Arthropoda; Insecta; Hymenoptera; Braconidae.
AUACUGAGCAUAAAAUAAUUGUAUCGAGAGGGUUCUUUUGACCGAUCGAUUCUCAGCCCCAUAAUUGAAGAAAACUAGUAUUGGUGGUAAUUGUUGAUUAAUUAAAAGUGCUAUUAUCCCACGAAGAGGAGAUUCUUGAGAUUUAUUCAGGCUCUCUCAUCAUGACGAAGGAUGUCAGAAAACAUUCAGAUAGCAAUGAAUCGAAGAGAUCAUGUGCUGAUUCAGGUCCAGAUCCCUCAGCUCCCAUUACCAGGAGGGGAAUUUUAACUUCACUUAUGACUGGAAAACCCAUGGAAAUUCCUGAACAGGACAUUCUAGGAAAAUGCCGAUUUGUCUCAGAAUUCGAGAAACUAAAUCGAAUAGGAGAAGGUACAUACGGAAUUGUGUACCGAGCGAGAGACACAAAGACCGACAAAGUGGUUGCUUUGAAGAAGGUACGAAUGGAGCACGAGAAGGACGGACUCCCAGUGAGUGGUCUCAGAGAGAUAAGUGUUCUCCUCUCCUGUCGUCAUGAGAAUAUUGUUCAGUUGAGAGAGGUUGUAGUGGGUAGGAGUCUUGAAAGUAUUUUCCUGGCGAUGGAGUACUGUGAACAGGACUUGGCAAGCCUCUUGGAUAAUAUGCAAACCCCCUUCUCCGAGAGUCAAGUAAAAUGCAUUGUCCUGCAAGUGCUGAAGGGCCUGCGUUAUCUCCAUCGUAAUUUCAUCGUUCACAGGGACCUGAAGGUCUCGAAUUUACUUAUGACUGAUAAGGGAUGUGUGAAAAUAGCGGAUUUUGGACUUGCCAGGUGGUUUGGCCUGCCAUUGAAACCCAUGACCCCGAGGGUCGUUACGCUUUGGUAUAGGGCACCUGAACUCUUGCUCCAAGCGGAGACUCAGACUACAUCGGUCGAUAUGUGGGCUGCCGGAUGCAUCCUGGGGGAAUUGUUGGGCCAUAGGCCAUUACUCCCAGGCAGAUCGGAGAUUCAGCAGCUGGAGCUGAUUGUCGACCUCUUGGGGACCCCCUCAGAGGCCAUAUGGCCGGAAUUCAAUUCUCUUCCAGCUCUUCAGAACUUCACGUUGAAACAGCAACCCUAUAACAAUCUCAAGCAGAGAUUUCCAUGGCUGAGUGCUGCUGGAUUACGAUUGCUUAAUUUUCUGUUUAUGUAUGAUCCGAAAAAACGCGCAACCGCUGAAGAAUGCCUACAAAGCAGUUACUUUAAGGAAGCUCCACUACCUUGUGAUCCAAAGCUCAUGCCAACAUUUCCACAGCACAGAAAUAUGAAGAAGUCAAGCCAGUCGAAGGAGAUCAGAGAAUCUGAAGUACUUGUCAGUGAUCAGACGAGUAAUUUACCGGCUAUCUCUGAUUUGCUUGGAUCUUUAGUGAAGAAACGACGAGUGGAGUAGAGAUUGUAGAUGUCCAUGAUUUUCCAUUUUCAUGGUUUUUGUAACCUCGUCACGACUGAGUCCACAUGAAUAAGAUUUUAAUACUUAUUAUAAAUGGAUAGUGUUGUCAAUAAAUCGAUGUUUCAGCAAUUGAUCAGUAUAAAAUUGAAAAACUAUGUUAUGUUAAUUAACGUCUAUUCAAUUGAAAUUAAAAAAUUAUGAAAAA